AUGACGGGCGGCAACAGGAGCAGCAGCAGCCAAUGGGAGCGAGCGCUCCAGCUGGGAGACGCUCUGAAGCAGCAUUUGGGGUGGGAUGUGCCUGUUGAUGCGCGUGGGGGGGACGACAGGGGGGAAAGCGGCACCGAGGGCAAGGGGGUGGGGGGAAGAGGAGGCGGUAAAGGGGGAGAAGGAGCAGGAGGGGGGAAGGGGGGUGCAGGCAUGGGGUAUGGAGUGGCGGGGUUGGGGAGGGCGCGUGGGAGCGUGGCGGCAAGUGACUGCAGCGAUGUGCACGAGUUCGUCAAGAGGAUGCGGCCUCUGCUGGACCUCGGAAAAGACGCCGAGGUGGCAUUGGCAGAAGAGGCAGCUCCAUGCGCUCACUGGCGUCAGCACAAGCCAAUGGGCGCGUGCUGUGCCACCUGCGCUGCAAAGAGGCCACAGCAGGCCUCAUGGGCAAGACCCUCCUCACCCUCGUGUCUAACAAGGCUGGGAAAGGCCCCAUCAAGGGAGCAGCAGCUGCCGGGGCGGACGCCGGACCGUUCUUAUUGA
This is a messenger RNA of Closterium sp. Naga37s-1, 537 nucleotides long. The record is from the annotation of a GenBank genome assembly. Lineage: Eukaryota; Viridiplantae; Streptophyta; Zygnematophyceae; Desmidiales; Closteriaceae.